CUGAAACAGGGGGAGCUCUGGAGUGACGACAAAACUGCAACGUGCUGCUCCUCAUGUCUCACUCUACAUAAAACCCACGAGCGCGAGAGUGUUUCAUCACUUACCGGCGACUGCUUGAUCGACACAGGAGCUCUGCAAACAAACAAGCUUUUCCAAAUACGGAUUUGUUUUCUCUGAAAACAUAAGUUUGGUCUCACUGCAAAAAGAGUUAAAACUGAACUGAAGACUUCUCUCGCAAUAACUGGCUUUCACAACAGAAAGUAGGAUGGAGAAGAUAAAGGACAGUAAGGGGAAACAGGUGACAUGGUGCCUCAUGUUCUGUGUGUCCACGGCUGUCAUCGGCUCCUUGCAGUUUGGCUACAACAUAGGCGUCAUCAAUGCACCCGAUGAGAAAGUGCAGAACUUCAUCAGAAAUGUGACUCAGGAGCGCAGUGGAGAGCCAAUGCAUAAAUCUACAUUGACAACAGUGUGGAGUGUAACGGUUUCCAUUUUCAACGUUGGUGGCAUGAUCGGGUCUCUUAGUGUUGGCACACUAGUUGACAAACUAGGGAGACGAAAAUGCAUGCUUCUGUCCAACAUCCUGGCUCUGAUUGGUGGAGGCCUGAUGGGUUUAUCCAGCAUGUGCACCUCUUAUGAACUGAUAAUAGUGGGCCGUCUGGUUAUUGGUGCCUUCUGCGGCCUGUGUACAGGAUUGACGCCCAUGUAUGUGGGUGAAAUUGCUCCAACGGCACUUCGAGGGGCUUUUGGUACCCUUCACCAGCUCGGGGUGGUCAUCGGCAUCCUAAUUGCACAGAUCUUAGGCCUGGAGUUAUUGCUGGGAUCUCAGUCUAUGUGGCCAUUGUUACUGGCUCUGACGGCGGUCCCUGCAGUGUUACAGUGUGUCAUGCUGAUCUUCUGCCCGGAGAGCCCUCGAUACCUGCUGAUCACUCUGAACCAGGAGGAGGAGGCACGCCAAGUGCUGACACGUCUUCGUGGGCAUUCAGAUGUGGAGGAUGACAUUCGUGAGAUGAAGGAAGAGGCCUUGAAGAUGUCCAUGGAGAAGAAGGUUUCUAUUCCAGAGCUGUUCCGUAACUCCGCUUACAGACAGCCCAUUAUCAUCGCCAUAAUCCUGCAGCUGUCCCAACAACUCUCUGGCAUCAACGCUGUAAUUUAUUACUCUACCAAGAUCUUCAGAUAUGCAGGUAUCACUGAGGCAGUCUAUGCCACCAUUGGAGUGGGUGCAGUCAACACUCUCUUCACCGUCAUCUCUCUGUUUCUUGUGGAGCGGGCAGGAAGAAGAACACUUCAUAUGGUCGGACUAGCUGGAAUGACUGUCUGUGCUCUGCUCAUGACCAUUUCUCUUGAAAUUCUUAACCCUAUUGGAGCAAAAGCAGGAAGUGGUGCUAACAUGACUGCCAUUCCCGAAUCUGUAUCUGCUGGGCAGGCAACUUCCCCAAUCAGCGUUCUGGCCAUUCUGGCAGUGUUCGGGUUUGUGGCCAGUUUUGAGAUGGGACCAGGACCAAUCCCAUGGUUCAUAGUGGCGGAGUUAUUCGCUCAAGGUCCACGCCCGGCAGCCAUCGCUGUGGCGGGAUGCUGCAACUGGACCGCCAGCUUUCUUGUCGGACUGUUUUUCCCAAAACUAUUGGAACUGUGUCAAGCGUACGUCUUUAUCAUAUUCCUCAUCCUCCUUAUCAUCUUCUUCGUGUUUACAUACUUCCGUGUUCCCGAGACUAAAGGCAGAACGUUUGAAGACAUUGCCAGUGGGUUUUCCAGUGCCGUCAACUACACGUCCCCGGAGGGUGCCGUCACAAUGCCAGUCUCCCCAUCAUCAGAGAAGUUUCAGAUGACUGAAAUGGCUGGUCAGGAGAAAAGCUGAGCAAACCUAUAGAAAAAAACCUGUAACCCUCACAAGAUUGGCACCUUAAAUGAACAGAUGCAGCUGAAUGAUGGAUAUUAUUAUAAAGAAAUAGCUAGAUCAGUGAGAUCAAGUACAUCAGUGUUUUCACAAGUAAAUCACAAUGUUACACUGCAAGUUACAUUUCUGUGGUCAAACCAUUGUGCUUUUUACUAUUAUUGUUGAGGUAGCUUCAAAAACUUGAUGGGGUUUAAAAAUGUCUGAAAAGUUUGGAAACCACUGACAUAGAGGUACUAAACAGUGUUAUGGCAGUUACAAAGUCAGUUACAAAGUCAUUAUGUGGUCGCUGGUGUGUAUGUUUAGGAGUAUUUUUUUUAAUAACUGAAGUGUGAGAUUUCCACUGAGCACUACGCACUUGUACAUCAUGUGGAAUAUUAUUCAAAUAUAUUUAAAUAGUUGGUUAGGAAAUUUCCCAUAUUGCUCAAAGACUUUUAUGAAGUUUUGUGUAUUUUUCCGACUGCACACCCAUUGAGAAAUGCCCCCUGCAGUUAAAUGAGUGAAAUUCGCUAUGGUAAUUGAAAUGGAUAGUUAUGAAAGUGAAUUUAUUGCUUUUGUAAAGCAGUCUGUCCUUAUCGCGUUUUUUUUUUUUUUUUUUAGCUUUUAAAUCCUAGUUUUUAGUAUGUUUUGUGGGUCCCGUACAGGUCCAGUUAUUUCAGCAUGUGUUGGUGUUUAUGUAUAUUAUACUGCUUGUAAAAGUUCUGCUGAACGUAUGAAUUAUCAGUGUUUAACUUGUGUUCAUCAAUUAAGUAUUUCUCUUGACGACUGUCACUGAACAUGACUGAAUGAACAAUACUGAUACAGGGUGAUUUUAAAGAUAAUCAUUAUAAUCACUCAUCACAAGCGCACAGUUUAAUAGCACUAUUUGAUGUUUUUAAUAGGCUUUUGGUUUUGGGGAUAGUUUGGACUAUACACUGUAAAAGUUUUGCUCUACUGUGUAAAUUUUCAUUUGUUUACAUUUAUUUCUCAAUUUUGUCUGCACUAGUCUAAUUGAGGUUUACAUACAUUGAUGUUUUCCUUUUUUAUUUUUUGUGAAUGUGUAUUUUAUAUAUAUUUAUACAUUUUGUUAUAUUUAUAGCUUUUAGCAUUUUAUUUCCAAUUUCUUGUGUUUGUACUUUUUAAAUUGUUAUUGUUUUUUCUUUAAACACAAUGUACUAAAUAUAUGAGCGUAUGUAAUACCAUAAGCACAUGAACGCAUAUUUAUUUUGUGAGACUGAAAAGAUUAAAACAUUCGCAUUGCACAUGA
Messenger RNA from Carassius gibelio (silver crucian carp), 3137 nucleotides. Its product is annotated as solute carrier family 2, facilitated glucose transporter member 3. Bases 266 to 1855 code for a protein of 529 amino acids. The record is from RefSeq and is a predicted model, not a curated record. Gene Ontology annotation, cellular component: basolateral plasma membrane; apical plasma membrane. Lineage: Eukaryota; Metazoa; Chordata; Actinopteri; Cypriniformes; Cyprinidae. Gene Ontology annotation, molecular function: hexose transmembrane transporter activity. The transcript has 12 exons. Gene Ontology annotation, biological process: response to insulin; monosaccharide transmembrane transport.